UAUUUAUUAUAAAAAAUUACUAUAAAACUAAUAAGAAUACCGAGUUUAUAAUAAAAUUUGAUAUUAUUAUAGUUUCUUGUUCCAUUAUUUUGGAUUUCAUUAAUACAUAAUAUAAAAUUCACUUGCGCCUCAUCUCUUAGAAUUGAUUCAAAGAGCUUUAAAAUUUAAUAUAAGAAAAAGAAGAAACAAACUCGUUUCAUUCCAUUUAAUUUUAGUCAUACCAUGCAUCAUUUAUAUUUGAAUUUAAAUUAAAUUUGAAUACUAGAUGGCGCAAAAUAUUGUUAUAUUUGAAGUUAUAAUGCUAAUUUGCAAUUUAGUUGUAAAUUUAAAUUUGGAUUUAAUUUUGUAGCUAACUUUAUUCUGUUUUCCUAUUUAUUUUUAUAAUCAAAACAGCACAAACUUUGUUCAGAUUAGGUUAGUACUGACAUAAUUGUACGUCAUGUACGUUUCUCUCUUUCUGUACUUUAGUCCAAAGUUUACUUUUCUAGUCUCUUGUUUAUAUCAAUUUACUUAUUGUUAAUAUAUAAAUUAUAUAAAAGGAGUAUCAUAUUGUUAGAAGUAUAUAUACAUAUGUAAAAUAAUAUAACUAAAAUAUAAAUUUUAUUUCAAUGAACGUAUUGGAAUUUGAAAGAACAUUGUACGACAGAGGCAGCAGAAGAGAGAAAGGAUUUGAGGUUAACCUUUAUUUUUUGACUCUUGAAUAAGAAAUUAUGUGACAUUUAGCAUAUAAAAAUUGUACAGAUAUUUAAGAAAAUAUAUUGUCUUAUUCCAUUUACCUAUCACUUUCGUGCUAAUGAGACUGUCGUAAUGUUGGAUAUACUAGCGCUUCUUUUUAGGUUAUGUGUGCAGUGCGAGUUGCUUAUCGCAUUACGCUUUGCUAGGAGUUUAGUUUGUUAUAAAAUAAUUUUAAAAACUACAUAUUUAUACACGUAUGAUAUUGAAAUAGUUAUGUUAUUCUUAUCGAGAAUUGUAUUAUUGACACCAUCGAAGAGAGAUACACUUUCACUACCUGUUAUAACGGUAUUAUUAUUAAAAACUAUAAAACAUAUUUAUGUAUUUUUGCAAUGUGCUCUUUCUCUAUUCAAAUAUCGAUUCUGCGAGAAAAAAGCUCUUCACAAUUUAUAAAUACACAUCAAGCUUCAUGAAAGCUUUGUACUUGUUGAAUCAGUUGAAACUGAAACUUAAUCACUGGCUGGCUAUCAUUCAUUCUAUGUGUAUGAUAACUGUCAGUGGUACCCGCCAUUAUCAAGUGAUAACUGUAUCGCUAGAUUAGGAAGAAGAUCAGCGCACCAGUGCAUUGUUGAAGCAACUGGAGCACAACAAUGGAAUACAGCAGUUCGUCAGAAGAGUCAGAGAUGGCAAGCAGCCUCGAACCCCUAGUAUCGGCGCCUUUUAAGACACUAUCAGAACUAUAUGAUGCGUUAGAUGUUGGACUGAUGAUAGACUUCCCAUCGUCUGCCAAGUGGCUGAGGGAGUCAGCGGAUUAUGCGUACCGAGGUUCGGAUAUCAACAAGGAAUUUCCUAGGAAACUAGACAGACUGGUGCAACCCAGGACACUAGUCUGCCAUGACAUGAAAGGCGGUUAUCUCGAAGACAGAUUCUUACGGGGCUCUACGUCUCACGACUCCUACGUAUUUUAUCACUGGAACGUCAUCGACACAUUCGUCUACUUCAGUCAUCACUUUGUGACAAUCCCACCAGUAGGAUGGAUCAACGCGGCUCAUAGUCACGGUGUAAAAGUGUUGGGCACCGUCAUUACGGAAGGAAACAACGAUACGUGGGACGUGAUACUCGAGUCGCAGGAGAGCCUAAGAAGGUUCGCAGAUGCUCUGGUGCUGAUCGCUAAGUGCUAUCAAUUCGAGGGUUGGUUGUUGAACGUGGAGAAUACCAUCAAGCGCGAGGACGUUGACAAUCUAGUGAUUUUCAUGACGUAUCUAACGGAGCGCAGUCAUAUAGAGCUCGGCGUGGUCUCCGAGAUUAUCUGGUACGACAGCGUGAUCAAUUCGGGCGAGCUGAGCUGGCAGAACGAGCUCAACGACAAAAAUAAAGAGUUUUACUUGGCCUGCGACGGUAUAUUCUUAAAUUACAACUGGACCGAGUCACGGCUGAUCAACAGUCACAAAUAUUCACUGGAAAUAGAUUGCGGCGUUACGAACAUCUACGUGGGACUGGAUGUUUGGGGCAGAGGGUGUCCGGGUGGAGGAGGACUCAACUCCGCAUACGCGAUGAAUUUGAUACGGAAACAUGGACUGUCCGUGGCUAUCUUUGCACCCGGCUGGACGCACGAGCACUUUGGACCGAGUACUUUUCGCGUAUUGGAGGAUUUAUUUUGGGCGCAGCUUUUCCCCUACCUGUACGUGCACGUACCGAUUUACGAGGACGAGACAUUUAAGACAUCCUUUUGUCGAGGCGCUGGUCCCUGCUAUUAUUAUAACGGCGAGGAGCACUUUAAUCUGCGUGAGAUAAACGGCGAGGGUACGUACGGGAAGAAGGCAUUCUACAAUUUGCGCGUACAGCAACCGCAGCUGUCGGUUCCCGUGCCGCAUUUGCAAUUCACGCGAUCCAUCCAACGAGCCAUCAUUGAUAACAAUAAAGAUAGCAAGGACAAAAUUAAUAGAGAUCGUGAUGCAGAUGAUGAUGGUGGUAACGACAAGGCUGACAAAGAUAAGGAAGCUAAGAAGCCGGAGACGCGGGUAGAACACGUCUAUGAAAAUAGCAGGAGCACCGUGCGGAUACGCAGCAACGUCAUCAGCUUCGAGAACAAAUUAUCCGCGCCCGACGACAAUACUUUCGAGUUCUGCGAUAUAUUUUCGUUCGAAGGUGGUGGAUGCUUGAAAUUGGUCACCAGAAAUCCCAGAUCGUAUCAUAGAUUGUUCUUCAUACACUUUAGUAGUCGGCAAUUCAUUCAGGCAACGAUCAUCUACGCGAGAUCCGAGAGCAACCCAUCAAACGAAUCUGAAAAUUCUCCCAUUCUAGUUCUAGGCAGCAAUGGCCUUCUGAAAUGGAUUCUACCUUUUUCUACCGAUUUCGUCAGGUUGAACGACAAAUGGAAAAAAUGCGUCUAUUUGACGGACCUGAAAACAGUGGACCAGAUUGGCGUGUCAUUUCAAAGGCAGUGUGAGGGCUACCUGGGUAGUAUCACUUUGGAGAAGAGAGAACACAUUCACGGCGUCGUCCUGGUCGUCUUUGGCGUUCUGGUACUCGUUCAUGGUGCUUCCUUGGGCGGUUCCGGUGCAGGACUCUGGGCGGGUGCGGGCGCCCUGGUUGCUGGUGCGCUAGGAGUGGUUGCUACAUUGGCAACAUCAUCCACUAAAACAAAUUCUGCAUUUUCGUCCGCUCAUCUCGCAUCCAGCCUGAUUGCCCUUGCCCUUUCAAAUAUGGCUGCCAUCACGGCCUUGACAGCAGUCGUCAGGGAUUCACAGAGGACACCGGAAGUGUCGCUUCUCACUCUUUCGGAUGACGACAGCAACGUGGUGGAGGUGGACGGCGGUCUAGCGGGUUUGUUGGCGAGCAUCGGCCUGCUGGUGGCCAGCGUGGCGGAGUUGCUGGUGUCCGGCUACAGCUGCCUGACCUUGACACCGAAGUUGUGCGGCUGCCUCCGCGCGAACGCAGCGGACGAGGUGGCGAGCGACGGCCACCUGAAGACCCGCAACAUGGUUCACCAGUGGGUCAUCGCGCAGAACCACGUGCCAACCAAGAACCAGCAACCGCCACCGCCGCCAAUCUACGUGGUGCAGCCGAUGCCGAUCCCGAUGCAUCAUCCGAUGAUCCAGCCACCGUAUGGUAUGCCACCGACGCCCGGCAAGUUUCCGGGAGGAUUUGUGCCUGCUGGACCUCUUCCAAUUUCCACGCCGACACCAUACGGUGCCAUGCCCGUGUUACCUCACAUACCUCCGUACGCUACGCGACCGCCGUCUCAAAUAUUUCGGGCAAAACACAAACGCCAUCCGCUCGCGGAUCCGGAGGAGCCGGAAAGGAAGCGGCAAGUCGAGGCUAAGAGUGAAUCUUCAAAGAGGGGCUCGCCGACCGGCGAGGAUCAGGUGGACUUGGCGCAGACCUAUACAGGAUUGGACAAGAGAAUUUCCGAAGAGUUUAUUUCGAUUGCGAUGGACCCGGAUAGAAAAUCGAAGGCUUCAAGUCAUCAUGGUAGCGAGAUCGCGGCUACGAAGACUUUUUAAUAACUUUCAUUCACAAUUUUACUAAGAGGAAUCGGUGCAAAAAUGAGGCAUUUAAUUGUGAUUUCUAAGAUUUUUAGGUGUAGAACGUUAUUUCUAUUUAAAAUGGACUGUAUUAUAGACUCGCGUAUUACUUUUGCACGGAAUUAUUGAAUUUUAAUGAUACUAAACGCUUAUCCGUCGAACAUAAUAGCUCAUUAUAGUUAUCGUAAUUAUUUUCGAGGUCUGUGAAAGAAAAUGUAAAAUAGAGGUGCAAUAUCAAAAUGCAGUUACACCAUCGAGAGGGGAUCCAAGCGCCUAUUUAUCGUCUAAAGGACGUUGACGUAAUGCGAAUGUGUCACGAAGUUUUAUCUCGGCGUUUAAUGUCAUUAAGAAUGCGAGGAGUGAUUAUACUCGGUGACUCCUAACUACUAACGAAAUGUCAAGUUGUUUAUCAUAUAUUGUUAGCGAUACAAUAAGGACAAUAACUCCGUUACUUCGCGAUCGACUACUAAUCGCGUCGUACCGUUUCUCCCAAUCUUGUCGCAUUCCAUGUAUUUAAAUAACAUUAGGAUUAAAUAAUAAAUGUAGUAUCAGUAAUAAGAAAUGACGAGCGUAAGAACUUACAAUUUAUUUAGCAUGUUAACUAAAAUAGCUAUAUGUUCUUCAGAGCAUUGCUGUCUCCGACGAAAAGGCCAAGUUCUGAAGUUACCUGAUAACUACCUGAUACGCGUGCUCAAUUUUCUUAUUCUGUUACAUCUGUUUUUGACAAAUUAGAAGACAUUAUAAUUUUUUUUUAUUAGCAAAAAUGAUAUUUCUAUAAUGAUAAUUUUUAUAAAAGUCAUCAUUUCACACGUCAUACGACAGAAAAUGAAGAUUGAGUUAUGUCAGACUAAUUUGUUAAGCAUACAGAUAAUAUUAUUAUGUAUAAUUAUAGUAUAGAUAAUAUUGUUCUAAUCUUUGUUCAAAUCUAAUGCUUUUUUUAUUUGGAUUCUAAUAUCUAAGACGACCUUCUCUUAUUAGUUAAAACUGACUAUUAUGUUGUACAGUCAUAGUAUAUACUUUACUUCUUGUAAACAUUUAAGUAAAAUUUAUAUUGACUAUGAUUCUCAUAUCUUUCUAGAUAUAAACUAUCAUUUUUACAUUACAACAAGUAACGUGCAAUGUUUGAUAAUUUUAGAAGGGAAAUGUGUAAUCAACAAGAGAGAAUUUUUAAGUAAAACUUUAUUUUAUAUUAUUAUAUAACAAAAAAUAUAUAUAUAUAUUUCUUUUAUUAUUUAUUAUUCUAUAUUUAUAUUUCCUGCAUUAUUUUAUCUAAAUUCUGGAGACUAUAUUUUAUAAUAUGAGACAUAAAACUUAUACCAAUGCAAAUAUUUGUUAUCAUUUAAACUAUCUAUACUUUUAUACAGAGAUGAAUCAUUGAUUAAAUCCUUAAAUAAAAUGAUUUUGUUGUACAAUAUAA
This is a messenger RNA of Ooceraea biroi (clonal raider ant), 5616 nucleotides long. RefSeq lists its product as uncharacterized. The record is from RefSeq and is a predicted model, not a curated record. Lineage: Eukaryota; Metazoa; Arthropoda; Insecta; Hymenoptera; Formicidae. Gene Ontology annotation, molecular function: mannosyl-glycoprotein endo-beta-N-acetylglucosaminidase activity. Gene Ontology annotation, cellular component: cytoplasm. Gene Ontology annotation, biological process: protein deglycosylation.